UUGACGUUGGUUUUCAUCUCACUACGUUUUUGGUUUCGAAAGUAUACGAGGCUGCUAGGGGCUGGGAUUCUUACGCGAACAAUGUCUGCCCAGAGAGAAAUGCCUGGCCUCGCGCCAAAUGCAUGCGCCUCUUGCAAGAUGAGAAAGCGACGAUGCGACAAGAAACUUCCAAGUUGUCUAGAGUGUGCAAAGAAAAGAAGGCGCUGCGAUUACGAUUAUGGCAAAAGGGGUUCACUGUUGGCCUCUGAACAGUCAGAUUCGUUUCAUGAAGACGACAUCUCACCUCGGGCUAUAGCCUCUGCAUCUUACAAAUAUGCACUUCCUUCUUCCAACUUAUCAGCUUUGUUUUUUCUUGAUCCAUCCGUCUUUCACAACCAUAAUAUCGAUGUUCCCAAGCCGUUAGCCAGGCUGCCUAGCUAUAUUACGGGACAGCUCGGCCGCAGUCAGCAACAUGAAGAAAUCGGCAGUCGCUUCUUUAAUACAAUUCAUGCCUGGCUGCCCAUGGUAUCUCGAAAACGAUUUUAUGAGGAUUUAUACAUACAUUCUGAAAACCUCGGCGCCUCUGUCGACUUGGCGUUUUUACUCAUGGGCAUGAAGCUGGUGACAUGGCAGCCAGCUUCAGAAGACGACGUCUUUCCAGAGAAGCAGACAGCUCGAACCACAACAUACCUUGAGACGAAGAGGUUUGGCUUCGAGCUCGAGGCGUCCGGGAUUUUCUCUCUUCGAGUCCUCCAAGGGCUGCUUCUUGUGGCGUUAUAUGAAGUUGGACAUGCAAUUUAUCCCGCCGCGUUCAUGUCUAUAGCAGCGUGUGUUCGAUAUGCACAAGCACUGGGGAUACAGCCAGGAGGGCUGCAGAGACUAAAACUACCGUUAACGUGGGUAGAAGAGGAAGAACGGAAGAGGGUAUGGUGGGCAGCGUUUCUACUUGAUCGAUUUGUUAGCUUGAGCUGUCCCGGGUGUCCAUCUACAAUUGAUGAGCCAGAGCCGGAAGAUCCCCUACCGACGGAUGAUGCGCUUUGGGACGAGGGCGUCAAGAAAGUGCCCUAUUCGCCGCUAUUGAAAAAUCCAGUCAACAUCGAUUUCGGAAGAUUUGCAGUAUUAAUACAGGCCUUUGUCCUCAUGUCAAAAGUGCAACGACUCACGUCCUCUUCACGAGACAUCCCGCCAAAUCUACUAAAAGAAGAGGCGCAACGGCUAGAACGAGCGAUUAAAGCGCUGUAUUAUUUCGGAAGAAUAGAACGCAAGCCGGAAACCGGGGUGCCGAGUUCUGAACUUCAUUCUGUGACUCAGAUUUCCUUAAUAGCAAUAUAUACCCGCUCAGCUAUUCCGAUUGAGAUGCCAGACAAGUUCAUAGAAUCGCUUGCCGAUACUCUGGACGCCCCCGACUAUGAGGACCUUGCCACGGCUGCUCAGCGCGGACAAGAUGAGACUUCUCUUUUUUUAAUCCAGCUGAUAUACCAGACUUCCGUUAUACUUCUGAAAGUCGAAAACCACCAAGAUGGAGAUGGGAGCGUUACAAGAGUAGAGAAGCUCAAGAGCGCCUUAUUAUGGCUAGACAAGAGGUGGAAGCUAGCUGGUGUUUUUUAUCAAGCGUUAGAAGCUCAGCAAAUUGCGUUGUCGAGAGGACUUCAGCGGGCUUAA
Molecule: messenger RNA, 1641 nt
Organism: Trichoderma asperellum CBS 433.97
Lineage: Eukaryota; Fungi; Ascomycota; Sordariomycetes; Hypocreales; Hypocreaceae
Biological process (GO): DNA-templated transcription; regulation of DNA-templated transcription
Cellular component (GO): nucleus
Molecular function (GO): zinc ion binding; DNA-binding transcription factor activity, RNA polymerase II-specific; DNA binding
Source: RefSeq, a predicted model, not a curated record